AUGCCUCAGCCCGGCCCAUGGCGGGCUCCGGCGGGGCUCUGCUGCUGCCCGUCCUGCUCUGCUGCCUCUGCCCGGGCGCUGCGAGCAUCGAGUGCAGGGGCCGCGUGUGGGUGGAGCCCGCGCCCGUGGUUCCGAUGGGCUCCGACAUCUCCAUCGGCUGCCAGCCCGGCCCGGGCUGCCCUUCGGCCCAGCUCCUCAUCCUCCUCAACUACAGCCACGCCGAGGGGCCCCGGCAGCCGCUGCCCGGCGGCGCCCUGCGGCUCCGGCUGCGCGAUUUUCGGGCGCCCCUGGCCACCGCCACCUGCUUCUCGCGCUGUGCCGGCGCCCCGGGGCACCGCCUGGAGUGCGGCACCGAGCUGCGGGCGGGCUACCCCCCGGACCCCCCCGGCAACCUGAGCUGCGCCAUCGCCGAGGGCUCGGAGCGCCUGGAGUGCGCCUGGGACGCGGGACGGGACACGCACCUGGAGACACGGCACAGCCUCCACCUGCGCAGGGUGGUGGCACAGGAUGAGCAGGACGAGGAGGAAAAGAUCUUCCCUGCAGACUCAGCUGUGCUGCUGAGAGAGCUGAAUAACCAGAGCCACUACUCGGGGUGGGUGCAGGCCAGCAACGCCCUGGGCACUGCCCGCUCUGCCCUGAGGCUCCUCAUCCUGCAGGAGCUCGUUGUCCCCGCUCUGCCCGUGGCCAUCGGCGCCGACACCUCGGGCUCGUCUCCUCCGGUCACCACCACGCGCUGGAGGAGCCGGACCCGGCUGCGGAACGUGCGGUGCCAGGAGCGGCACAGAGCCACGGGCACCCCGACGUGGCAGGUGGAGCCGUGCGACACCGCGGAUCGGGAGGGUCCCCGCUGGCAGCACGAGCUGCAGAGCGACACCGAGUUCGAGUUCCAGGCGCGGUGCCGGCUCAGCAGCGCCCGGAGCCCCUGGAGCGCCUGGAGCCCCCCGUUCCUCUACAGCACCCCCGAGGCAGCCCCCGCCGCUCCCGCCGUGUGGCGGCGCCUGGGUCCGGUCCUGCCCGACGGCAGCCGCGAGGUGACGGUCUUGUUCAAGCCGCUACCAGCCCGGGGUGCCCGCGGGAGGAUCCUGGGCUACGCCGUGAGCUGGGAGCGGCGCGGGGCAGCGGAGCCGCUGUGCCUCACCUCGGGCACCGAGUGCACCGUGCGGGUGCCGCCGGGAGCCCGCAGCCUCCUGGUCACCGCCCGCAACUCCAGAGGGACCUCCAGCCCCGCCAGCAUCCCCCUGGACCGAGCUGCGGCUCGGGAAGAAUUCCCAGCACCGGGGGCUGUGGAGGUGAAGCCUGAGAAGCAGAGCAGGGUCCUGGUGCGGUGGGAGCCCCCCCAGCACAGCCAGAGCCCCCCAGUCUGGUUCAUCCUGGAGUGGCUGUCCAGCUCCCGGCACGGCCAGCAGGAGCAGCUCCGCUGGGAGCGAGUCCCGGGGCAGGAAACACACACCUACAUCCCAGCAGAGGCAGCAGCAGGAGCUGCCCCCCGAGUGUCACUGUAUGCUGUGUACCCCCAGGGCAUCAGCACUGCCAGCUCCAGCCCAGCCCCUGCUGAGGAGCCACAUCUGGGCAGCACCUACAGCCAGAUGUCCCAGGAUGAUGACAUCAGAGUUUUUUUGGGACUGAGCCUCAGCAUGGUGGGACUGUCAGUUCUUUUUGCAAUUGUGAUGUUUAAAAAAUCAGUCAGGAAAAGGGUGAAGGCCACCCUGGUGUCCCUCCUGCCCGAGUGGCUCUUUGAAGAUUUUCCCCACCUGGAGAACAGCACCGUGGUGAAGUCACUCCAGGAGAGGGGAGAUGUGCCCAGUGCCACCCAGGAGAGGGGAGAUGUGCCCAGUGCCGCCCUGCAGGAGCCGUUCCUCACCCCCGCUGACCCCGUGCUCACCCAAAUCCAGGAGGUGCCGGCAGAGGAGCAGCACCAGAGCCUGGCUACCGAGGUGGCCGAGCCCGGGGAGCCCCCAGGGGCCCCGGUGGCCCCCGGCAGCCCAGCCCCGGAGCGGCUCAGCCCCUACAAACCCCAGCUCUGCCCCGGCAGCUCGGGGUACGUCGCCGCCGGGAUUCUCCCCGCGGAAAUCCCAGAAGAGGAGGUGGGGAUCCUGUCCCAGGGCCACAGCAGCCCUGUCCCCCGGCUGUGGGGGCUGCAGGCAGCGGGGCCAGCCCAGGUGUGCCUGCUGGAGAGGAUCCACCUGGUGCUGAGCAGCAGCCAGGGGUUCCCGGCGCGGGCAGGAGCCGCGCCCUGCGCCGAGCCCUGCGAGCCCGGCGACGUCCCCCAGCAGAUGCUGGUCCCCCAGGAGCUGCUGUCCUGCCUCAGAGCCACCCACAGCGACACGAACCCGCGCUGGGAACCUUGUUCUGACAGGAGCUGGGAUUGGGGAUAACCCCCCUGGAGUCUCAGCGCUGGGGUUGCCGGUGGAAGAGCCAGAGGGAAACUCCCGGUUGGAAUUUCGCCCUCUGCAAACUCCACUGCGGGUUCUGCUGCCUGCCUGGGGAGCCUGGGCCAGCAAAUCCCAAAUUUUAACCUCCCCUCGCACUGGCAGAAGUAAAAAACCCCAUAAAGUUUGGAUUCCUGGAAUGCCAAGCAGGAGAUUCCUGCAGGGUGCAAUAUCUUCAAUUACUGCUCAACAUCGUCAUCUUGUUAAAGGUUUGGAGCAUUUCACUCCCAGAAGUUUGGAGCAUUUAAUUCCCAAGGAUCUGGAGCAUUUCAUUCCCAAAUGUUUGGAGUAUUUAAUUCCCAAAAGAUUGGAGAAUUUCGUUCCUAAAUGUCUGGAGUAUUUCAUUUCCUUAUGUUUGGAGCAUUUCAUUCCCAGAAGUUUGGAACAUUUAAUUCCCAAUAAUCUGGAGCAUUUAAUUCCCAAGAAUCUGGAACA
Messenger RNA from Oenanthe melanoleuca, 2864 nucleotides. It is a transcript of the gene IL23R, whose product is annotated as interleukin 23 receptor. The transcript is spliced from 14 exons. The record is from RefSeq and is a predicted model, not a curated record. NCBI's taxonomy places the organism in Eukaryota, Metazoa, Chordata, Aves, Passeriformes, Muscicapidae. Gene Ontology annotation, molecular function: protein binding; cytokine receptor activity. Bases 18 to 2375 code for a protein of 785 amino acids. Gene Ontology annotation, cellular component: external side of plasma membrane; membrane. Gene Ontology annotation, biological process: cytokine-mediated signaling pathway.